CCCAGAAAUAGAAACAUGUUCAGAACUGAGAGGCACCGUGGAGGACGACACACUGCUGCUCUCACACUUCAGGAAGCAGCCCUCAGGAUUUGGUUCACCAUCAUGCACCUCUGGAGCCUCUCUGAACUGCAGGGGGCCUCGACCCCACAGACUGCUCAGGAUGGAGCUUCUUCUUGGAGCUCCAGGCUCAGGGGGGACUCCCCCCUCCCAAGCAGCCCACUGAGGGGAGCUUGUUUCUGGAUGUGUCUGCUGCUGGGGUCCCUGCUGGUCCCUGGAGCCCGGAGCCUUUCGAACACUGAGGAGGAGCUUCUGGUGGAGCUGCACAACCAUUACAGAGGACAGGUUUCUCCCAAAGCCUCAGCCAUGAUGCCCCUGAAAUGGGAUCAAAACCUGAAGGUGCUUGCAGAGGGCUACGCUGCUAAAUGCAUCUGGAAUCACAACCCAGACCUGGAAGAUAUAGGAGAAAAUCUGUUUGCUGGCACCGGGCCUCUGGACCUCCCAUCAGCUCUGGAGAAAUGGUUCCUGGAACACCUGAAUUAUGACUACCAGAACAACAGCUGCGAAGAAGACCAGAUGUGUGGACACUACACCCAGAUGGUUUGGGCUGACAGCCACACGGUCGGCUGCGGUUUCCACCUCUGCAAUACGAUGAGCGGACUGAACUGGAAGAACGCCUCCUUCCUCGUCUGCAACUACUUCCCAGCAGGGAACUAUGAAGACCAGCGGCCGUAUGUGGAAGGGGAUCCCUGCUCCAGUUGUCCACAUAACCUCCAGAAAUGUGAAAACAACCUCUGUGUUCCAGACACUGUGGAUGAUGGGGAUAUAACUAGUAGUCCCUCCGAUCCUGCACCAGAGGGCACUCAUUCAUCUGCAGAUGUAGCCUUCUUUGAUACUUCAACCAAUUCUCCCACAGUUCCCAGUAUCUUGACCACUGAUGUGACAUGUUGCACCAAGAGUCCUCUUCCAGGAGCUACUACUGAACAGGAAUACUUUUCUACUGAUGUUCACACAUCGUCCUCAUCUGGAAAACCUGGGGAGGAUGGGACCAAGGAGGAAGAGGAGGAGCAGAGAAGGAAGAGAAUCAUCUGGAACCAGGAAAUGUGGAGGAAGUCGGUGCCUAAGGGCAGAGUAUCUGUGGGUUCUGUGUCCAACCCAGCGGUCCUGUUGGCCUGCCUCACUGGCCGAUUGUUUCUGUAGGAGAACAAGACCAACGUUUACAGUUACUUCAGCAAAACUCAUCUGGUAAUAAUUCACACCCUUGCAGAAACCAAACUCCAUCUGUAGAAAGUCUGGACUGAACUCUGGGUCAAACAAAGUCACUAAAACCUGUUUGAUUGUUAAUGGGAUCCAUAAUGUCUCCAGGAGUGGAGAAAAUCUCCCAGAGCCAAAGAAAAAGAAACUAUUAGAACCCAAAGCUUAAUACCUGAAUCCGGUCCAAACUGGUUCGGUUUACAUGAGAAUGGCUGAUGGCUUUAUGACGUUGAAGGGACGAUUCGGCUGCUGGGGCGAAAGACACAUUCUGUGUAGAACUCAUGACAAGGUUCUGGGGAACUAGGGGACGAGGCCCAGUUGGAUUUGAAGGUUCUUUCCUUCAGCAGAAACCUUGGCAUGAAAUGAUGUUGUCUUAAACUCCAAGCCUGAUUGUCUUCUCAGAACAAAUGUUCUGUUUCUGGCUUUGAGGUGAGAACAUCCUCCUCAUAACAUCAGGUUCUGCUGUAGCCUGAUUCUCGCCCCAGGAUUAAAUUGGACCCCACUGCUCUGCAGACUUUGAUUGAACACCGUGAAGUUUUGGAUCUCCUUGGUUUUACAUGGAUCUGAAUCUCACUGAAUGGUUCCUGGUCUGAGGAGCUGUGAGCGUCAGAUCACUCUGCAGAUACUAAAUCCAUGAUUUAGUUGGUGUGAUGAGGCUGAUCCUAUGACAUAAAUGUUCCUGCUGGAUGGAGAUGGAGCUCCACCAGCUGAUGCUCACAGACGUGCCAAGAAAACCGAUGACAUUCCUGGAAAAAAGCAUCGAAUAGAAACUAUGCGUAGAGGUUUAAAGAGAGCUGGGAUGGAAAAUCAGUCCAAGGAUCAGCUUCAGAAGCUGGAGUUUGCUGAAAUGUUUUCCUUCUUCUCCCAAUCAAUCUGUGCAGCUGCGCAAACAUGUCAUUUCAUCAAACACCAUCUUUAAAACCAACAGAGUCAAAAAUAGAAUAUCCCAAAAAUAUUAGAGAUCAAGAAUAGCUUCAGUUGAAUUUGUCCUUCUGGGUGUGUGGCCCAUUGUGACCUGGAACUCCUUUCUUUCUCUUUGCAUGCUGGGAAUGUCGUUUUUGCUGAUUUGAAUGUUUUUCUGCAGGGAAACCAGCUAAACUCACAAAGAACUUUUUAACAUAACAUAAAGUUGCACAAUGAUUUUUCACCAGGAUACCAAAACAAAAUGCAGGAGAAAAGGUCUUAAAAGAGACAACCCUAGUUUUCCUCUUCCUGAAACUGGAUAAUAAAUCAAAUUCAUCUCAGCAUCCGUGUCAGAAAGAAAAAGAGCAACAAUCUCUGAUGAAGAUGAUGUAAAUGUCUGUUUAUGCCAUAAAUAAAGACGAAAUUAUCUUCAGUGA
Cyprinodon variegatus (sheepshead minnow) is the source of this 2591-nucleotide messenger RNA. Its product is annotated as peptidase inhibitor 16-like. Bases 16 to 1197 code for a protein of 393 amino acids. Lineage: Eukaryota; Metazoa; Chordata; Actinopteri; Cyprinodontiformes; Cyprinodontidae. Gene Ontology annotation, cellular component: extracellular region. The transcript is spliced from 6 exons. The record is from RefSeq and is a predicted model, not a curated record.